CGCGGGGCUUUCGGGGCCGGCGGGUCCCCCGCGGCGGAGUCUCCACGGCUCCCCACGUGACGCGCCGUCCGCGGAUGGGGGCGCCGGGGCCGGGCGUCUCCGUGGUCCGGGGGGACCUCCGCCCUCGGGACGGCGUCCUGACCGUACCGGGGCGCCCUGUGGAGCUCGGCCCGGCCUCGGGGGUUCCGAGCGUCCCGCGCCCCUCGCGCUCCGGGGAGUCCGAGGCGCCGCCGGCCCGGUCCUCCUUCCCGGUCCCUUUCCUCAGUUUCUCCGGACGAGAAGACGCGGUCGGAGUCCAGCACGGAGAGCAGGCCCGGGCCGGCGUGACGCCCGAGCGCGCGAUUUGAAGACCUUGCUUCUCAUCACCUGCUGGAUUAUGCUCAAGGCUUUCCUACCCAAUGAUCCUCCUGCAGCACGCUGUGCUUCUUCCACCUAGGCAGCCCGCACCCUCUCCUCCUAUGUCAGUGGCCACCAGGCCUGCAGGCACCUUGCAGCUUCCACCACAGAAGCCGUCUGGGCAGGAGGCUUCCUUGCCUCUUGCAGGGGAAGAAGAGUUCUCGAAGGGAGGGGAGCAAGACUGUGCCCUGGAGGAGCUAUGUAAGCCCCUGUACUGCAGACUCUGCAAUGUCACCUUGAACUCUGCACAGCAAGCCCAGGCUCAUUAUCAGGGUAAAAAUCAUGGUAAGAAACUCCGAAAUUACUAUGCAGCAAACAGCUGUCCUCCUCCUGCUAGAAUGAGCAAUGUGGUGGAGCCUGCAGUUGCCCCAGUUGUUCCAGCUCCUCCGCAGAUGGGCUCCUUUAAGCCAGGAGGCCGAGUGAUCCUGGCCACAGAGAAUGAUUACUGUAAGCUCUGCGAUGCCUCCUUCAGUUCUCCGGCUGUGGCUCAGGCUCACUAUCAAGGGAAGAAUCAUGCCAAGAGGCUGCGGUUGGCAGAAGCUCAGAGUAACUCAUUCUCGGAAUCCUCAGAGCUGGGUCAACAGCGGGCCAGGAAAGAAGGGAAUGAGUUUAAGGUGAUGCCUAACAGGAGAAAUACGUAUACAGUGCAGAAUAAUUCAGCAGGUCCUUACUUCAAUCCUCGCUCUCGGCAGAGAAUUCCACGUGAUCUGGCCAUGUGUGUUACUCCAAGUGGCCAGUUUUACUGCUCAAUGUGUAAUGUUGGGGCUGGCGAAGAGAUUGAAUUCCGGCAGCACUUAGAGAGCAAGCAACAUAAGAGCAAGGUGUCUGAACAGCGGUACCGGAGUGAGAUGGAGCAUCUGGGAUAUGUGUAGUGAUUCUCAUGCUACGAUAGAGCAGCUUACCCUGCCUGUUGUUUGCCUUUUGUCAACUUGCCCUGCUUUGUGGUCCUGUUGAUAUGAGUGCAUUCCUCUGCUUAACGUUAAUACAUGUAACCCACAGUGGUACCAUGAGAUGUCAAAACCUGAGGGCCCAGGGGCGGGGUGGGGAGGCAGGUGUGGCGAACGUGCUUCUUAGGUCAUAACGCUUUUGCAGGGUCCGUUGUGUUGAGCUGCUCGUAGCAUGUGACCUACCUGCCCCAGCAGAAAUAACUUUUUAUCUUGCCCAAGUUCUGGUCAACUUUGGCUGUUUAAAAGUAUCAUUUUCUUUUGCAAUUUUAGUUUUAUGUGCUAUUAAAGAAUUGUAUUGAAUUCUUUUUAGAUCAAAGUAAAAAUAGGUCAGCAGAGAUUUCAGUUUCCGAGGGUUUAACCAGAACCACCACCUCAUUGCAUUGUCAGUAGGAUACAUUGUUAGAAACUGUUAAGGUCUUUCCAGGGACAUUUUUUUCCUGCAAUUUUCUUUUGCAGUUUUAGUUUUAUGUACUGUUAAGGAAUUGCAUUGACUUCUUUUUAGAUCACAGUAAAAAUAGGAUGGCAGAGAUUUCAGUUUCCCAGGGAGUAACCAGAGCCACCACCUCAAAGCCUUGUCAGUAGCAUAUAUUGUUAGAAACUGUUAGGGUCUUUCCCAGGACAUGCUUUUUUCUAUCUCAGUUCUCCCCAUCAUUGAAAAGUAAGUUUUCUUGAAUUCAAAUACUCCCAAUGAGCUUGUGUAAUUCCAGACAGCUAAACUUGAUUUCCAGUUGUGAAUUUCACACAUUUAAUUACUGCCUUCUUCCCACCUCUCUUCCCCGCCCCGCUCCUCCGCCAUCGCCCCCCGCCCCGCCCCGACCCGUUGAAUCAGCUUGUCGAACAAGCUCAUUUUCAUGCCCCAGCUGUGCUGUGAGUUUUCCAAGCCUCAUAUUUGAAUAUUUCUUGAGUUUAAGAUAGAUAUGAUUUUUAAAAAUUUAUUUUCCAGCAGAGUUAGGGAAAUAAAGGUAUGUUUGAUUUUUCAAUUUAGAGUUACUUCUUCAUUGAUAAUAACAUGCACUUAUAUCAUGAUUUAAACCAUCAAUUUGGAUUGCUUGACAUUUUGUUUUGCCAGACUUUUUUGGUAGUUUGAUUAUUACACUUAUAUUUUACUCUGUCUUGCCAGUUUGUUGGCCAUUCUGAAAAAUGUCACUACCUGCUGUUUUAUACACAGAGAGGAACUUUUUAAAAAGCAAAUAAAAUGUCACUAUGUUUGUUUCCAGUAGAAAAAUACAUGAACUAUGGUUUUAUUCUUUGUAAUUUGGCUUUCUUGAAGAUAAUGAAAAGUAUACAAUAGAUCACUUUGGCAUCUGAUAAUUAUAUUAAUAUUGUUAUUUUUGUUUUUUUGCUUUUAAAAUAAGAAGUUGUAGUAUAUAUCUAGAUUAAUGGAGUGCUCUGUGAAUAUUUAUUAACUACAUCUUAUCUAUUUACUGUAUUUUACAUGCAUAAGGCCAGUGGCUAUCCAUAUUACUUUUGAAAGGCCACUUGAUCUGGAAGUUUAUAUUUUAAGCAGUAUCUUUGAACAAUGGUCAAUUCACAUUUGAUUGCUUAUAUUACUAAUUAGAGAUAAAACUUCCAUCUUUUCUUGAGAAUACUGUAGGCAAAUAGAUGCAGGAAGGCAAAUUACAAUCAUUCUUUUUCUGUAAUAUUUUGGGACAACUUUUAAACAACUCAGACGCAUGUUUAAAAAUGAGUUUUCUGUGACUAACCCUUUCUAUACUAUCCAGUUACUGUCUUCCGUUGAAGUGGUGGUUCUUUGAAAAGUAACAUUAUUUUGUAACAUUUUUUCUCCCAGAAACAGAAGAAUCAAGUAUUAUUCUGUUAGGAUUCUAUCUUGACCUGUGACUCUUAAUAUAAUAACCACCCCACUCCCUCUUUUUUGCAGUAAUCUAUAAGUAGAGUUGCUUAGUUUUGAGCAAUUUAGGGCUUUUCUUAUUGGCCAAUAGGUUACUCAUUUUGCUGCUAAGUAUAAUUUUUUUUGGUCAAUUUUAAUAUUAUAGUGCUGGCCACUUGGUUCUGUGAUUACCUAAAAAUGUAGUUUUUUUUUUCCCUCUGUAGGUAUGUAUGUGUAUGCACACCCCCAUACACAUGAUGCCAUAGAAAGGUAUAUCAACCCUUAUAUCAAAUAACAGUAGAAGAUACAAAUAUGAAUUUAUGUUUUGUAAAAAUGGCAUUCAUCCACUUUGUUUUCCUUUGGAAAAAAGUUUUAAAAGAAGGAUUGCCCUUGCUCUCUCCACUUAACGUUUCAUUAUAUACAUAGAACAAGCAGUGGACUUAAGGGCUUGAUGUUCAGGCCUUGUGUAUUCAGGUUUCCAGUUUCCCAGUGCCCUUAAUGGAUGUUACGAAUGCAUAAACGCAUUUUGUUUUAAAGAAAGAAGUUAGAUUUAUAGUGUUAUUUCUUACUUGCUAUAUUUCUUUGCACUAAAAAAGAGCUAUGUGUUUGUUUUAUAUGACACUUUAGUACCGUAUUGCCUACAAUAACUCAGUUUGCUCCUUAAUUUUCAAACUCUGGGAAGUUGAUGAGUAACUUCCAUGAUCACUUGUAAAAGUUACAUGCACAUCUGAAAAACAAUCACAAAUCUCUGUGACAGUUGGUUGUGUUUUGGGCUUGUUACCUUGCAAUAUUCUUCUCUGUUCCAUAGGUGAAAACAAAGGGUGACAGAGUUUAUCAGGCAAGAAAUGCCUAUCUGUGCAUGGAGCAGUUUCUCAUGUCCAUGUGUUCUGUAGACAGUGUUUUUCUGUCUAAGCAGACCGUUUCUUCUGAGUACACGAUACGUGAUCUUCGGUGUGUCACUUUGUGAUGUUCAGUCCUGCUCUGUAACAUACUUUAGGAUUUGCACCUUGUACUCCCCAGGAAUUAUGUUGGAGUCUUUUUCUAUGCAGUCUUCAAGGAUGGACAGAGGCCUAAAUAACAACAACAAAAAAUUAGUAAAAAGAAAAAAACCUUGGAUUUCAGUAAUCAUCCAUAAGAACUCAUAGCAUCAGUCUCUUUUCUCUGUGGAUAAUGUCUUUAUGUAAGUUGUCAAUAAAAAAAUCAAUGUUAGAAGGUGACAAUUAGAAUUCUCCUUAGGUAUCGAGGGUAAGAAGUUAUAAAGAAAAUUAGUGUUUCAAUUAAAUGAUUGGAUUGCAUAUAUCUUUGAAGUGGUUUUGUUCAAAAAAAAAAAAAAAAAGUUUGGUUACCAAACUGAGUGUGCCCUGUAAUCCUUCUGCGUCCCCUGAAGAUACUUUGAAAAUCUUUUGUUGGUGGUGACUUUGCACAUCAUGUCCUGCAGCUUGUAAAUACGUGCAUGUGGUUUAUGUUUGUCUGCCUGUCUCUUACUGCACUGCAUUCUGCAAGGUGAGUAAUUGUUAAAAAUACCAUUUAUUUUGAAAAAGUUUCUCCUCCAACUCUUCCUCAUGAUUCCCGUUUUAAUUAGUUGGUAAACUUAGAAAACCAUUAGGAUUUUUGAAGCCCUAAGUUUAAAAGAAGAAUCAUGGCUAUUUGACAUCAUCCUUAACGCCCCCCUGACUUUAAAAGCUAACAAGAAGCAUGAGAUCUUCCACCUCAUUUUAGAAAACUCUUCUACAGAACUAUAUGCUUGCUUAUAGUUACCUACCUACAGUUCGAACAGCGAGAAAGGGAGAGAUACAUGUCUGGUUACAUCUUCCUUAACUCCUAAAUCGGCUGGGAUGCAAGCAACAGCAGUGUGAGGUCCAGUGACUUACGUAAAGUGAGCCUGCAGAACUUGGUGAGGUGUAUACUAGGACAAUAGAGCUGCUUUAGAAAUAAAUUGAGACAUGUUUUGUUAGGAUAGAUGAAAGUUACAUGCAGGUUUUUGAACAGACGUUUUUAAAAAAUUCAACCUUACCAACUGUUUUUUUCUUCUAGCCAAAUCAUUGUACGGGAGUUUCAUAUAUAAUAAAAAGUAUUUUGUUAUUGUUUUUGCUUUCUUGGCAGGGGAGAACCCCUACCAUUGUGAGCUGUUACUGUCAAUCUAGCUGAAUGGACAAAUAGCUGUGUAAAUAGCUUCUCAUAAAACAUUUCUUCUGAUAGCUGUUUGACAUUUUCUCCCCAUUAUGAAUGGGAGGAACAUUUGUAAACUUCCUUUCUGGGUAGCUACCAAAAAACGUACUGGCUUAUGGUCCCAUGUGACCCUGUCUCCAUUAAGCCCAGAAUCUGAGUGCCUUUAGCAAGUGUUAGCAUUUCACAGAGAGAAGAGAUGACAGAAUUAUUGCUAUUAAUCACCAUUCAUAAAUAGGAACUUGGAAUAACAAUGGUCUGUGUGAAUUCUGUUCUACAUCUUUUUUUUUUCCUUUCUUAAUGCGAUCUCAAUUUGAUAUCAAGUAAAA
Saimiri boliviensis boliviensis (Bolivian squirrel monkey) is the source of this 5666-nucleotide messenger RNA. It is a transcript of the gene ZMAT3, whose product is annotated as zinc finger matrin-type 3. Gene Ontology annotation, molecular function: nucleic acid binding; zinc ion binding. NCBI's taxonomy places the organism in Eukaryota, Metazoa, Chordata, Mammalia, Primates, Cebidae. The record is from RefSeq and is a predicted model, not a curated record.